Daucus carota subsp. sativus is the source of this 1014-nucleotide messenger RNA. RefSeq lists its product as uncharacterized. The coding region runs from base 153 to 830 and encodes 225 amino acids. NCBI's taxonomy places the organism in Eukaryota, Viridiplantae, Streptophyta, Magnoliopsida, Apiales, Apiaceae. The transcript has 2 exons. The record is from RefSeq and is a predicted model, not a curated record.
UUUUCUUUUUCAAAAAAAAAAUUAAAAGAAAUUAGGGUUAUAAAAUCAUGAAACCAAAUCGAAUUGAAUAGCUCAACGACUAUAUUGCUGUGCUCUGUAAGAGAAUCUCCUCUUUCAUCAAUUUGGGGGUUCCACAUUACAGAUCUGGAAAGAUGAGUAGUAUUGAGGUUCCUCCGUUUACGCGAGAUGAUUAUAAUAUGUGGAAAAAGAAGAUGGUUCUGUUCAUUAAGGCAGCAAAUCCUGCGUAUAUGAAAAUCUUGGAAAGUGGUCCUUAUGUGCCUAAGAAGACAAUUCCUGGAAUUGCUGUGACCAGUACUAGUUCUUCAGUUCCUGAAGUGGAAGUCCCAAAAGACCCUUUUGAAUAUACAGACAAGGAAAAGGAAGCUGUUCAGUUGGAUGCAAAUCUUCAGUUGAUUAUUUUUGACUCUAUGGAUUAUGAUAUGAGUCACCAGCUAAUGAACUGUAAGAGUGCUAAGCAUAUGUGGGAUACCAUGGAGCUGAUAAUGGCAGGAAGUCAAGAAAACCAACUGGAUAUCCUGACGUCUAGAUAUGAAGCAUUUAAAUAUCUUCCCGGUGAAAGUAUCACUCAAGUGUUUGAGAGGUACAAUAGGCUGUUGAACGAACUAAGUGCUCAAGGGAAGAAGUACCCGCUGAGAGAGACUAACUGGAAAUUCAUGGUGAUAAUGCCACGCCAUUUGGAGCCUAAGGUUUUAGCUAUUAGGGGAAGGCCAGACUUCAAGACGAUGUCACUUGAACAACUGUAUUGGAAGUUGAAAAUUUAUGAGAUGGAACGGGAACAAAGAAAGAUCAUCUAUGGUACAGAAUUUUAAGAAAAACGUGCGUAGUGUCAAAUUUUAUGUAAAGUCUAACCAGUGCCCUAAAACUUUUGGGUUAGCUAAUCAAAUAUGCUGAAGACUUGUUCUCUGAAUAUGAUCAGUGAUAGCUGUUUGUAUUUUGACCACUUGGUGGCUCAUUUUAAUUCUUGCCUUGCUAUGAUAUUCCCUUUAAUCCUAA